UGAAACUCGCAGCCUGGCAUUUUCAUUUUUGAUUCACAAAGGACUCUAAAGAUUGUGUUUUGUCAUCCCUGGUGGUGAGAGGAGGAGGGUCACCUGUUGAGCAGGGGCCGGCAGCGAUUUGCUCACCAGCAUUGGCGCAGUGAGGAUUAAAUUAAAAAAGACUGUCAGCUUUAGCACCGGUCACCGUGGAAAGGAACAGAGCGGGAAGACUGCAAGAUCUAACGGGGAGAAAGCGUUUGCUCGGAGGGAUUUUUUACUAAAAUCCGGUGGAGGGGCGAGGAAUGUGGAAUCUGCACUGGAAUGAAUGCGUGAAGCGUUGCCUGCGGGUCUGAAAAGGACAUUUGGAAGUUGAUCCAGGCUUUGACUUCAGGACACAUUCAGCUGAUGUUACUUUCUACAAUGAGCCAUCCGUCAAGAAUUUCUUGCCUUUUGAUGUUCUUUGGGAGUUUGAUGGUGCAGCUGAGCAAUGGAGAGUGUGAGCCCACAAAAAAGCAUGCAUACCUGGACUGGAAUGUGCAAUACAACUUUUCUAGCUUCAAAGCAAAAACAUUGAUACAGAACAUAGUCCUACAUAAUCAACAUAUAUAUGUAGGAGCAAUAAAUAAGAUAUAUGUUGUGAAUAGUAACCUAGAAAAGCUCUCUGAAUUCAAAACUGGCCCUGUUUUGGAAUCCCUGAACUGUUCGCCAUGUGACAACUGUGAGGAAAGUGAAAACAGCUCUGCAAUUAUAUGGAAAAACAACACAAACAUGGUCUUACUUGUAGAAACGUUUUAUGGAGAUCAGCUCAUUAACUGUGGCAGCACAAGGAAUGGUGUGUGUUUUCUCCACAAUCUCAAGCAUGAUGAUCCUGCUGAUAUUUCAAGCAAUGUUCAGUGUAUGUAUUCACUCCAUAACAACAAACCCAACAAGUGCCCAGAUUGCAUUGCUAGUCCUCUAGGUACAAAAGUGUUGAUGAUGAAGCAAGAUGGAUUUGUGAAUGUGUAUACAGUAGCAACACUGAGCUCUGCUCCUUUGGCAUUCCAAUUGCACUCAAUAUCUAUAAAGAGAUUAAAAGAAUCUGAAGAUGGUUUUCAGUUCCUCUCAGAUCAUUCCUACAUGGAUGUUAUUCCACAAUACAGGGAUGCCUAUCCUAUUAAGUAUCUAUAUGGUUUUGAAAGUGGGAGCUAUGUUUAUUUUUUAACUGUGCAACGUGAAUCUCUGGGCUCGCAGGCAUCUCACACCAAAAUUAUUCGAUUAAACAAGUCUGAUCCUUAUUUACAUUCUUAUGUAGAAAUGCCACUCGAAUGUAUUAUCAGUGAAAGACGGAAGAAGAGAUCCGCAAAUAUCGAAAUCUUCAAUAUCAUGCAGGCAGCGUAUGCAACUAAACCAGGUGCAGAUUUUGCUGGGCAGUUAGGUGUUUCUGCGGAAGAGGAUGUCCUUUUUGCAGUAUUUGCACAAAGUAAACCAGAGUCUACCGAACCUGCCAAUAGAUCAGCUGUCUGUGCAUUUUCUGUAAAAUCCAUCAAUCAGUUCUUUGAAGAUUUCAUUGAUGAUUGUUGCAAAAAAGGUCUCUCAAAGGGUCUUCACCACUUUUAUAACGCUGCUGAUAGAUACUGUGUGAAUAAGAGUUCAUCAGCUACGGAGACAUAUUGUGGAGGUGAUAGACUCCAGAUGGAAAGGACAAUCCCCGUGCAACGUUUGGACCUGUUUCUUGGGCAAUUCCGAAAUGUAUUGUUAACUUCAAUUGCAGUUUUCACUCAAGGAAAAGUAACUAUUGCAAAUCUGGGAACUGUUAAUGGUCGUAUUAUACAGGUGGUGCUUUCCCGAACUGAGCGAUCAAUGCCCCAUGUAAAUUUCCAGCUCGAUUCCAGCUCGGUAUCUCCUGAAGUAAUAGUUGAACAAUCUGGAUCUGAAGAAGGCUAUAUAAUUGUCAUCACAGGGAAAAAGAUAAGCAGAAUACCAUUAACAGGCCCAGGGUGUGGCCAUUUCUUGUCCUGCAGUAAAUGUUUAACAGCUCCUUCCUUCAUGCGUUGUGGGUGGUGUGGUGAUAGGUGUUCCAGAAUACAGGAAUGUACAAAUCAGAAAUGGGCCCAGAAUAUCUGCCCUCCUAUCAUCAGUGAGAUCUCCCCGCGAACUGCACCUUUUGAGGGUGGAACAAGACUAUCCAUUUGUGGGAAGGAUUUUGGAGCACUGAAAACUGGAAAAAUAGGUGCUAAAAUGAUUGCCAUAGAAGUUGGAAAUGCUCCCUGCAAAUUGGAGGCAAACAAAAGCAACAAGAACAGACUCCUGUGCAUAUUAGAAGCAGUCAAUGACACACAAGAUUAUAAUCCCGUCUAUAUUAAUUUAACUUUGAACAGAAGUUUGACAACACAAAUGUACGGCUUCCAUUUUGUGAAUCCAGCUGUAACCCACAUCUCCCCAACUCAUGGUCCCAAAUCAGGAGGAGCCUUACUUACCCUUACGGGAAAGUACUUGAAUAGUGGAAGUAGGAGGCAAGUUUUAAUUGGAGGAAAAGUGUGUGAUCUAAAAAGCGUCUCUGAAACUAAGAUUGAGUGCACCACUCCUGCCCACGCUUCUCUGCUGACACAUUCUGUGGUUUUGAAAAUAGACUCUGCUGUCCGUGAGGUCAAAAAUUCUUUCAUGUAUGUGGAAAAUCCAUCUAUCCACAAUAUUUAUCCAGCUUGGUCAUUUAGCAGUGGAGGCAGCACAGUUACUGUGAAAGGAAUUAACUUGAAUAUUGUACAGACCCCCCAGAUGGUAAUCACUCUACAGCAAAUACCAAAGGCUUUUCAUGUGAUGUGUAGAUAUGUGGAUGACUUAGAGGUGAUCUACUGUCAAACUCCUGCUCUGGAUCCCUUCAAACUGACACAACCUGCACAAGGCAAAGCUUCCUUUAUCUUUGAUAAUGUCACUGUGGGAUCCUUUGAUUUUGGCUAUGCUGAAGAUCCUUUGUUUAAGACGUUUAAAGUUCCGAAAGAAAUCAGAAAGGGUGGCAGUAAUUCUCUUGAUAUUGAAUUUCAAGGAGCACAGAUUAAGCCUGAAGCUGUUGAUGGUAAAAUCCUAACAAUUGGAAACCAAAGCUGUGAGAAUAUCCACCUGAAACCAAACACCAUAAUUUGUAUCAUACCUCUGGAACUUGUAUCUUCAAGAAGUGAAUUGGAUGUAGUGUGGAAAAAAGCCAAUUCAUCAAUUUAUCUGGGAAAAGUAAUCAUCCUUGAAAAUAAUAAUUUUAUUACUCUUAUUGUCGUCAUUGGGUUAAUCUUGCUGAUUCUCUUCCUGCUUGGAGUAUUUGUUUGGAGAUACAGAAAGAAACAAAUAAAAGACCUAAACCCAGAUGAAGUGCGGUAUGAUGGAAGAACGCAUACUCUGCACCUGGAUAGACUUGUGAAUACAAGAGCACGAAACAGUAUCACUGCGGAAAUGAUUUCUCAUGACUCCUCUGACUAUCGAACGACUCUUCAAGAAGAUCCAUUUCAGAAUUUGGCACAAGUUGCAUCACACAGACAAGCCCAAUUUUCUCAUUCAGAUCUUACUUGCAUAUUAUCAAGUGGAGACUCAGAUUCAACCAUGCCAUUGCUUCAGAAUAAUGUGAACAUCAACUUCUGCAGUUUGGACUCUGAACUAUUGAAAGAGGUGCAGCACAUGGUUAUCAGUGCUGACCAGCUCACAACACACACCACAGAGGUGAUUGGAAGAGGCCAUUUUGGGUGUGUAUUCCAUGGAACUCUCUUAGCCCAAGAUGGGAAGAAUAUACAUUGUGCAGUGAAGUGUCUGAAUAGAAUCACUUGCUUAGAACAAGUAACUCAGUUCCUGAAGGAAGGAUUAAUAAUGAAAGAUUUCAAACAUACCAACGUUCUCUCUCUGCUCGGAAUCUGUCUUCCUAACCAAGGAUCCCCGCUGGUAGUACUACCAUAUAUGAAACAUGGUGACCUACGGAACUUUAUCAGAGAUGAAAGUCAUAAUCCAACAGUAAAGGAUCUUAUUAGGUUUGGACUACAUGUUGCAAAAGGAAUGGAAUACCUUGCAAGUAAUAAGUUUGUUCACCGAGAUCUUGCAGCAAGAAACUGCAUGUUAGAUGAAAACUAUAUUGUGAAAGUUGCUGAUUUUGGGCUCGCAAGAGAUAUUUAUGAGAAGGAAUAUUACAGCAUUAAUAACAAAAGUAGUGCCAAACUGCCAGUGAAGUGGAUGGCCCUGGAAAGUCUGCAGACACAGAAAUUCACAACAAAGUCUGAUGUGUGGUCUUUCGGAGUGCUGUUGUGGGAGUUGAUGACACGAGGGGCACCACCUUAUCCUGAUGUUGACUCAUUUGAUGUUACUGUUUACCUGCUACAAGGGAGGAGGUUACUGCAGCCUGAGUACUGUCCUGAUUCACUAUAUGAAGUAAUGCUAAAAUGCUGGCACCCUAAACUUGAAACACGACCAACGUUCUCUGAGGUAGUUUCAAAAAUAUCAUCAAUUCUUUCCACUUUUACUGGGGAUCACUACAUACAGUUAAAUACAACCUACGUGAACAUAAGCUGUGGAGUACCCUAUCCGCCUGUUUAUUCAUCUCAAGAUCAUUUGGAUGGAGAUGCUCACGUGUGAUCGAAGGCAAUUUUUUUGUAAAGGAUAUUUUAACAGCAGGCGAUGCAGGAAGUCAGUUCUGGCAGCUACAAGAAACAAGCCCUGCACAAAAUGUGCUGUUUGUAUCAACAGUAGCAAAUGUGUGAACCUUAAAUUACUUCAAAGAGAAAUUGAAAGAGAUGAAUCACAUCUGAAGACUGUAUCGCUGUUUGUCAUCUUUGGGAAACCCAUUUGUAGUCACUGUUGUAAUACGUUGUGAUGUUAACUGUAAGAAAAAAUGGUUAUGACAGAUUUAAAUUCAAAAUUACUUCCGUCCUGUAAAAUUAAUAAAAUGUUCUAUUUUUUUA
Carcharodon carcharias (great white shark) is the source of this 4889-nucleotide messenger RNA. It is a transcript of the gene met, whose product is annotated as MET proto-oncogene, receptor tyrosine kinase. The transcript has 21 exons. Gene Ontology annotation, molecular function: protein binding; transmembrane receptor protein tyrosine kinase activity; ATP binding. The coding region runs from base 385 to 4563 and encodes 1392 amino acids. Gene Ontology annotation, biological process: cell migration; positive regulation of kinase activity; phagocytosis. Gene Ontology annotation, cellular component: signaling receptor complex; membrane. Lineage: Eukaryota; Metazoa; Chordata; Chondrichthyes; Lamniformes; Lamnidae. The record is from RefSeq and is a predicted model, not a curated record.